Molecule: messenger RNA, 3230 nt
Organism: Adelges cooleyi (spruce gall adelgid)
Lineage: Eukaryota; Metazoa; Arthropoda; Insecta; Hemiptera; Adelgidae
Gene: Pop1
Product: ribonucleases P/MRP protein subunit POP1
Exons: 6
Coding region: 136-2592 (818 amino acids)
Biological process (GO): tRNA 5'-leader removal
Cellular component (GO): nucleolar ribonuclease P complex; ribonuclease MRP complex
Source: RefSeq, a predicted model, not a curated record
AAUGUCCAUACCAAUUACCAUGUGCGUUCGCGCUCACAAAUACUGAUCAGAAAUUUUAAAAACUAAAAUUAUUAUUUAUAUAACUCGUCCGGGUCCAUUGUAAUUUUAGUUUUCACGUUAUAAAAUUGAUUCGUCAUGGAGCCCUUUGAUCAAGUACUGAAAAAUGAUCCCUGCCAUUCUAGACCUUUUAGCGCAAUCGAUGUGGAUUCGUUUAUUUCAAGCCGCAAUCAAGAAAUGCAAAUAUUGUUAAACGAAAUAAAUGUCCCGAAAAAAAAUAACGCUAUGAUAUUUCAACGUCUUCCAAAGAAGAUGCGCCGUCGUGUAAUGAGUACGACAGUGAAAAGAAUGCCGAGGAACUUGAGAGCUGCUCAUAAGAAAUCUAUCGACAAACAAGUAAACAAACAUGUGAGACGGAGAAAAGACCAUAGACGUAAACCAAAAAGUAAGAAAUUAGACUAUAUUCGUCGUCAGAAAAAUGGAACAUGGUUGGAAACCCAUGUAUGGUUUGCAAAGCGAUUCCAUAUGGUCGUUAAAGAUGGAUAUAAACUUCCGAAGAGUUCACAUGAUAAAACUUACCGUGCAUGUUUUAGAGCAAUUGGAAGCCAUUGUUUAGUUCAGGACAUAUCAUACAUAAGUUGUCUUGAGCUAAAAGGACCGUUUAAUCAACUACUUGAAGGUUUAAUGCAUCAUGUUAGUCAAGAAUGUGGUCGUACUUUUAAAGCUAAAUGUUAUGAAAAUGGUACAAGAGAAGGUACAGUUUUCAUGUACCGCAACGAUACUUAUCCUUUUGGAGCUAUCGGUCGAGUGUCGUUUAUUUGGGAUACUAAUUCUUCGCAACAAAUUAGGACAUUGUGGAUGUGGUCGGAUCCUUCUAUUUAUAAAGAAUUAGCAGACGAAUUACAAAUGACUUUUGAUUUGGUACAAAAAUCUGUAAUCAAAGAGCUAGUGGAACCCCCAGCUAUUAAAAAACCGAAGCUGACUGAAAAAUACAAUGUGCAGUUGUUACAAACUCCGUGCUUUGUUAACGGCACCAUGAAGAUGACAUUGUUAAAAGAUACUUUGAAUCGUUUUCGUUUAACCGGACCAUUAUCAAAUAGCGUUUUAAGCCGCUUAUUGUACCCAGGUGCAUCGAUUAAACCAAAUACUGUUGACAAGGAAAAUUGGUGGUUGAUUCAUCAAAACAAGUUUAAAGAUUCACUUAAAAUACAAAAGCAACUCUGGGAAUCCUUUAGCGGUGCGGACAGGCCAGAUUCGUAUCCAUCUAAUUGUGUUAUUGGUUGUAAUACAGUCGAUCCAAGACUGGUGUUUCCAAAAAAAAGGACAAAAGCUGUACCAACUUCUAAAGAAUUUUUACUGUCGGAUAACUUCAGUGUGUCAUUGCCGCCGGAAGCUAGUUUUUCGCAAAUUUGGGAUCCAAAGGUGCGUGAUUGGACGACUCGAAAUAAAGUUCCAAACAACAAAUUGAAUGAGUUACGUAGUAAGUGCGUAAUAUCAGAUAACGAUACAAUCACUUUGGGUGAAAAUACAUUAUCUAUUAUUCCUACGCUGUUAAUUCAACGACCCGGGCAAUGUUUGUCAACUUCUAGACCUGGAUAUGGUAGUGGUUGGGAUAUUGUGUUUCCCGCUGGCUGGGCUAUGCCGUUCUGGUUAGGUUUAAUUAUAAACGGCUGUCAGCCAGGCGGCAUGAGAGAAACCAAUACAAUGGUUUUAGAGCGCUGUUUACUCCAGUUGGCGCAUGAUCCCGAUACAGAAGCUGGCAAAUUAAAAUCAAUUUUAGAGAAGCGGGAAGCAAUGGAAAAGCAUUUCAAACUACCACCACAGAUGCGAAUCAACUACAUAAAAUUAGGUUUUAAAACUCCAUUUCAUUGUGCCUGGGAUAGUCUGUGCAGAGAAUGGAAAUUUAGCACGAUUGAAGUAUUUGUACUAAGGAAUAUAAAAAUAAUAGGAAUAUUACAAAAAUAUAUUCUAAAAUUGAACAAACCUUUAGAUACGAAUAGUUUGAAAAACGAAUUUCCAAAUAUUGAAAAUUGUUUGAUAUCCGUACGAGUUAAUUUGUCUUUCAAAGGAGUUUUAAAGCCAAAUUCACAUAUUUGCCUACCGACGCCUGAGGACAUGGACAAUAUCAUCGGGAGUAAAUCACACUUAGGCCCUGUAGAAAAUACGCAUAAAGAUUUAAAUGCGACCAAUCGUAAAGUCUACCGGUUGGAGCAUAAAAAGUUUUUGAAAAUGUUACGACGGAAACGAGUUUUGGAAAAAAGCAAACGAAAUGUUUUGUGUUUAAGACAAAAACGAAUUACAUCUCCAACGUCUCAAAUAGUGAAAGAAUAUUUGGCGCAAAUGAAAAAGUUAUGGAUUCCCGAAGAAGAACAGAACAUUAAACAAAGUUGUGAUCGUACAAUAUUAGGUUUUAUUAAUAACAGCCACUAUAGUUUUACGGACGCUCAUUGUGUCGGUAUGGGAUACAUACCUGGUCCCGCUCUUCUAGAAUUAUUCAACCUUUGGGUUCAAUCAAAAUCUAAACUACCCUACGUACUUGUUAGAAACCCAUUUACCCUUCAGUAUCGAUUUGCUCUAUUGAGUAUAGGAAGUUAACGUUCUAUGUAAUAUAUCGUUUGAACUUCAUACAUUGUACAGUAUGACUUAAAUGGAAUUCUGUACUUAUUAUUGUAAUUUUUAAUUGGAAAGUAAAUGUUGAUUUGGUUUUUUAUGUUUCUUAUAAGCAUGUUGAUAUCUUGAUUACCAUUAUAUUAAAAAUCCACCAAUAACCUAUGUGUCCUAAAAUUUUUAUUGGGUUUUAAAAUUAGUCUACUAGAAAAAUCGUGUGAUGUUCAGAACAGACGAAAAAUUCAGAAUCAAAGUUCAAUAAAAUGAUAUAUCAAUUUUAUAACAAAUAUAGCUUUGGUGAGAAGCAUUUUUGGUUUUACAAUGAUGGUUUUUUUUUAACCUCUUUAAAUAUUAGCAAAACUUACAUAACACAUUAUAAUUGUGAUUUAUUUUUUAACAAGGCAUUGAGUAAUAGAGUUUAUUACCAAAUAGUAGUGUUGGAAAAAAAAAAGAGUCCACAAAUAACUGGUGAAUAAAGCCUUUAAGUAUUAUACUAAUAAUGUUAUAGUAGUAAUUAUCCGUUACUACUAGUUUUAGCAAAAUGUAAUCAAUUUACGAAGAAUUUUACUUUUUUAUGAAUUAAACUAAAAAUCAUUCAACAUAAGGACAUAAUUUACAAUCUUUAC